Messenger RNA from Salmo salar (Atlantic salmon), 3155 nucleotides. The record is from RefSeq and is a predicted model, not a curated record. Lineage: Eukaryota; Metazoa; Chordata; Actinopteri; Salmoniformes; Salmonidae.
UACUUUUGACUUCAGGGAUUCCUCAGAGCUGUAAGACUUGUGACCAUGUUGAGGACUCCACACACUGGCUUCAGAUUGAACCCUUGACUUCCACUGUCCAGGGAGUGACAAUGUUCAGGCACAGGACACCCAAAGGGAGUUAUGAGUGCACAGUGUCUGGGCUCCGCUGGCUAUGUGAGAGAGAUGUCAUUCUGAAGUAUCACUUCAGGAACUGGGAACCCUACAGUCAACUUCUGAAAGACAUGCAGUACACACAAGGUGGUCCAUUGCUGGACAUCACUAUGGAGUUAGGUGAACUGGAGGAAGUUCAUCUGCCACACUUUGUCUGUUUAGGGACCAACCCUUCCUUGAGGAAUGAGAUGAAGAUUCUUCAUGUAGAGGAACAUGGAGUGUCUUUAGAGGAAGUGCAUGAGGUCACCAGAUUCCAUGCUAAGAUUCUCCAUCCCAAAUUCUCUGCUUUCUCUGUUAUACUGAGAUUACUGUCUUGGAAAGUAGAUGUCCACUGUGAGCUGAUGCUCUAUCUGACAGUGAUGAAGGAAUCACUAAUUCCACGCCUAUACCUGUUCCCCAGUAACCCCGGCCAAAUACAGGCUGUGGACCAACAGGAAUCAAAGUUUCAAGGGACUAAAAGGUUUCCCAACACAAGACCAGAGCAGUCCUUCAAACUGAAUAGUUCCUUCAGACUGAACAUUCCCUGUUCUACCGCCAUCAAUCCACAGAGGAUUCAUCUCAUACAUAGAGACACCACACCAAGCUUUUUCAGGGCGGUUGUGAAAAUGACAGGGAUUGACAUUGAGAUGGAGUUAUUCAGUGAUGAUGAGAGGACAGUAUGGAAAGAAAUUGUAUUACGAGAUGAAUACUAUCAGAACCAAGGUGUUGUGUUGGGAGCAGGGUGUCCGGCUGAGAGCAGUUUGACUGGUUCUCCAGAGCAGCAGCUGCGUUCUGUACGGACAGAGUUUGUGAAACGAGUGUCAAGACCUGUCCUGAAUGAACUGCUGGACGGACUCCUGCAACAAACAGUCAUCAACCAGGAGGAAAUGGAGUCAGUGAAGGUGAUAGCUGAGAGGGCAGAGAAGGCACGUGACAUCAUCGACAUGGUGUUGAGAAAAGGAAAUGAGUCAUGUUCCAGGAUGAUCAACCUUCUUGGGGAGCUGGACCCCUGUCUUUGUUCACUGCUUCAGACCAACAGUUGUAGUCAACCCCUGGGUGUGGGGAGACCAGGCAGAAUAGACAGGCAGGAUGGUUCAACAUGUUCUUGCUGUCUGUUGCUUUAAUUCAGAGUCACAAAAAUGUACAGAAAAUGUCAAUCAAACAUGACCACUAUAAUAGCAAUAAACUUACUGAAGGACCAACCACACAGCAUCUCUCCUUCUGCGGCCUCCUGGAAGUGUGGAUCUUCUAGCAGGAGUGUCAGUCAGUCCUACACUUGGUACCUAGCUGGACCCCUAUCUAGCAGGAGGGUCAGUCAGUCCUACACACAUUCUACAGAAAUGUAUUUUAAAUUAUAUAUUGUACAGUGUGUGCCUGUUAGAGGUUCAUGAGAGAGACUGAAUAUCAACACAACCAUCUCAGUGUAUCAGCAGCUUUCUCAGUGAGAGCCUCACGUCUGGAACACAUUGACCAUUGAAAGACAUAAGGAGCUGUUGUCACGUCCUGACCAGAAAAGGGGUUAUUUGUUAUUGUAGUUUGGUCAGGACGUGGCAGGGGGUGUUUGUUUUAUGUGGUUUGGGGUUUGUUGGGAUAUGUUCUUAUGUAAGAGUGGUGUUUGUUUUAUGUGUUCCGGGGUUUUUGGGUAUUGUUCAGGUUUUGUAUUUCUAUGAUUUUCUAGGUUGUGUAUUUCUUUGUUGGCCUGGUAUGGCUCUCAAUCAGGAACAGCUGUACAUCGUUGUUGCUGAUUGGGAGUCAUACUUAGGUAGCCUUUUUUUCACCUGUGGUUUGUGGGAAGUUGUUUUUGCAUUGCUGUGUGUUUAGCCUGCAAGACUGUUUGUCGCUCAUUCGUUUUCUUGUUUUGUUACGUGUCUCAAUAAAAGUAAAUAUGAGCCUUGGUCUACUCCAUAUGAUGACCGUUACAGCUGUGUAACCUGUCACUCCUUUACCAAUGACUGGAGAGUGUCUGAAGGACAUAUAAGGAGCUGUGUAACCUGUCACUCCUUUACCAAUGACUGGAGAGUGUCUGAAGGACAUAUAAGGAGCUGUGUAACCUGUCACUCCUUUACCAAUGACUGGAGAGUGUCUGAAGGACAUAUAAGGAGCUGUGUAACCUGUCACUCCUUUACCAAUGACUGGAGAGUGUCUGAAGGACAUAUAAGGAGCUGUGUAACCUGUCACUCCUUUACCAAUGACUGGAGAGUGUCUGAAGGACAUAUAAGGAGCUGUGUAACCUGUCACUCCUUUACCAAUGACUUGAGAGUGUCUGAAGGACAUAUAAGGAGCUGUGUAACCUGUCACUCCUUUACCAAUGACUUGAGAGUGUCUGAAGGACAUAUAAGGAGCUGUGUAACCUGUCACUCCUUUACCAAUGACUUGAGAGUGGCUGAAGGACAAUCAGCCCCCAUUUAUACACAUGUUUUACUCAAUGUUUUGUUUGUUGUAAUGUUGAAUUUUUUUUUUUUAAUGUUUAUCUACCUGCCCAGGGACUACAGUUGAAAACUAGCUAGCUGGUUAAAUCUGGCACAUUUACAGAAAUGUUGAUUGAUGUGCAGAAUCCCUGUCAAAUACAUGUAAUAUAUUCUGUGUGUGUAUAUCUGUGUCUGUGUGUGUAUUUCUAUGUAUGUCAGUAGGUCUCUGAUUACUGUGAUUAGUUCAAUGUAACAUCAUAUACUAUACAUUAUAAUCAGUCUGUUUUAGGUUCUGCAGAAUCAUUGUAUAUCAUUGGUUACCCAUCCUAUCAUGUUACCACACAGAUGUGACUGUCUAGCUCAGCAGUUCCCAACAUUUCCCAUUCUGGAGACCAUCAAAUCACCGUCAAAAGCUCUUGAGGACCACCAUUCACAGAGUCGCUGAUAUUUUUCCACAUCAAAUAUAUUGCCGGUCAAAUUCUGUCAAUACAUGUGAAUGUAACAAGGCCUGUAAAGGUCUAUUAUUAUCAUAAACUAUUUGCAUUGUGAAUGCAUUUGCAUUCUACAAUAAAAUUCUGGUUCAAACCUCCAAAUAUA